Molecule: messenger RNA, 2276 nt
Organism: Danaus plexippus (monarch butterfly)
Lineage: Eukaryota; Metazoa; Arthropoda; Insecta; Lepidoptera; Nymphalidae
Exons: 14
Coding region: 30-2111 (693 amino acids)
Molecular function (GO): protein binding
Source: RefSeq, a predicted model, not a curated record
UCUCGUAUGUUAGUAUAUAACUAGACGAAAUGUAUCUUAAAGUAUUGUCACUUUACUUGUGCCUUUUUUAUAAUAUGCUAUCAUAUAUAGCUGAAGCAUCUCGUAAGUUUGUGCAUCGGACAGAUAUUUCGGAGUAUUGCAAGCGCAAAGUUGCACCUUCCGUGUUUUUAGGACAACGUAUCAUGGACGUUAAUUCUUAUGUUAUUCAAUUAUCUCGUCUAGAGGUGCCAUAUAGUUGUUCCUUCAGUGUAAGAGCAGAAUCCGGUUAUAACAUAAUUCUGGUUGUUCAAAUGCCGUCAGAGGCAAUUUUGUUCGAGGCCUGUGCCAUGAGUGGUGAACAAUUAGUUGUUUAUGACUUCGGGGAAACUUUCGGCGGCUACUGGGGACUGAUUCCGCAAGCGCUAGUUCAACAGCCUGUUAGGAAUUACACUCAGUUUUACACGUUAAAAACUACAAAACCACCGACUUUAAGAACCCGUAGACGUACAACAACUAGAGGGAUGAUUUUAACGCAAACAGAGACACAAAGUACGGUUCAAGAGGAGCAAUUUUAUACAAUAGAAGUACCCAUAGUGAAUGUCUCCGGAAACUUCCAAUUAGGGCCGCAGCGUGAAACGCAAGACUCUGACGAACUCUUCGAUUUCAUUUAUGACGUCACUCCUAGGAAAGGAACUGAAUAUGAAACAAGUAUAAUGCCGUUGGUACAGUUCUCAUUACGACCACAAGUAAAUAGUUACGGUGGUGGAGAGGUCCGCUACGAUCUCGACUACCGCGUGAGAGAAUUUACAUUGGAUCCUCGGUUAAUGUUCAAUACUGCUAAGAAAAAGAAAACGUCCAGGAGGAGAGAUUGGAAAGCGAAAAAAAUAUAUCGUCACAAAAAAAAAAGUACCGUCAUGUUUUUAAGACCAAACACUGCAAAUUACAACAUGAAACCGUUUACGGAUAGAUCAUUAAAAAUCAACACAGAAACCCUUCUACCUACUAUCCAUUCAAAGUAUUAUACAGAUUCACAUCAACUGCUUCAUGGUAUUAUGAAUUCACUGAACAGUACUACUAUUGAAAGUACAAUCUUCCAAAACGAAAGUAUUCGCGAACUGUUGAGUGCUAUAUCUAAUAUAAAUCACAACUCUAGUGUGUAUUUAGCUCCAAAUAUAUCAGCAUAUAACAUAAUGGGAAUAUUAACAACGGAAGACAAAAAUAUACAGCCGUCGUUAUAUUCAAAUUUUCUUGAAGAUACAUCCGGUGCAAUGGAAUCAGAAAAAGCUAAACCUGAAACAACAGCGACUUUAGACGUGAAAUAUGAAACAAAAUCUGGCUUGGAAAGGUCUUCAAGACUGAACGAAUUAAAUACCGACUCAGAACAUAUAUUUGAAACAGAAACAUCUAUAACAAAUAAUUUUAUACAUACAAAUAAGGAACUGCUUGAAAAUCAUAAGAAAAAUAUUAUGGACUCUAAUAUAAAAGGAUCCAAUAUCAACAGUGUUAAAGAAAAUCUAAAUACAACAACUAUCAAUAAUAAUCAGAUACGCGACCCAACGAGAAGAUCUGAAAAAGGGGCGUUGGUUGGGCAUGAGUCAUGGGAAAAUAUAGUUCAAGUUGCACCAGUGAUGGCCGUUGUGUUAAAUAAAACCGAUAACAAAGCUGUUAAAGAAAGGAAAAAGAAACGGCACAUACAAUCGCUGGAGGUAGACGAUUCUAUUCCACGGAACGUGACCAGGAAACCGGUGAUGAAGACCAAAGCGCCGGUCCUCGAUGAUGUACAGGAAAUUGUCAGGAUUGUUGAAUUACAAGACGACGAGAUAGGAAGUCGUGUAGUACUUCGCUAUUUACGUCAAUAUGUAGGACCAGCGCUAUUUAAUUUAUGCGACUACCGCGAGUCAAACAAAAGGCAGAUAUUUCUCUUCAAUUCUUCUAGAAUCGUUAUAUCCAUCAGCAAUUUCACGCUAGAUCAAAUGAUGUUGGUUCUGACACCAGCUCAGACCCUCAUGAGCGGAGCGCCGCGGUGUCCCUCGAAUCAGCUCGAGUGUCAGAUAAUCGGGACUAGAGUAUGCAUAGACUCAUUGAAUACAUGCGAUGGUGUUCCUAAUUGCGGUUCUAAUGGCUUUUCUUAGAGUCGGUCAUGCGUUCUCCGAAUGACAAUGAUGAUCCAUUCAAUAAACACGCAUAUCCAGGACAUUACUUUGAAGAUGAUGGUUUUUAUGAAGAUUUUUACAUGCGGAGAAAAAUAAAGGGAAUUUCUGUACGAAAGCAAUUAGGGCUUGUCUGAGGAUCCUGCA